AUGAAAUUACCAACAACUUGUCUUUAUACUUUUGCUAUAAUAAAAUGUCAGCGCCAUUACCAUCAAACAAGAGCUUGUUUGUUUACCAACAAGAAUGUCUAUUAUGGUCGUUCUUCUUAUUCAGAUGGUCACCAUCUAGAUUCUUUUUCUAUAGCUGACCCUAGAACGAUAGUAAACUAUCUCAAUAACUAUGUGAUUGGUCAAGACAGAGCCAAAAAGAUACUGGCCGUGGCUGUCUUUAAUCAUUAUAACCGUGUACGAGCCAAUCUUUCAAAUCAGUCUGAACCAGAACAAGAACCAGACGAUGCGAUACAACAACAUCAUCAAUAUUAUACCUUACCCCAUGAUGACUAUACAACAAAAAGUGUCCAUCCUAAUCUUGUUCCUGCAGAAAGAAUAAAGAGCAGUAGUUUAUUUGAAGACAAAUGGACACAUCAACAGCGUCGUAGUUGGGAGAAUCCACCCACCACUGGAUCUCAAUGGCGUAAUAAAGUAACCCUGACCACAGACAAGAAACCUAACAAGGAACCAUCUUCUAUGGAGGAUACAGUCUACGAUAAAAGCAAUGUGAUGUUGAUUGGUCCAACAGGGUCUGGCAAGACAUUACUCGCUAGGACAUUAGCACAGAUAUUGCAGAUACCCUUUUCCAUGUCCGAUGCUACUCGUUUUACCCAAGCAGGUUAUGUAGGUGAAGAUGUUGAACUGGUGAUUCAACGCUUACUUCAGGCAUGUGAUUAUGAUGUACGAAAAGCAGAGACAGGCAUUGUGUUUAUUGAUGAGAUUGAUAAGAUUGCUAAAAGAUCAGAUGCGAUGUCUGCUUCAAGAGAUGUUUCGGGUGAAGGCGUACAGCAGUCUUUACUGCGUAUGUUGGAAGGCACUGUGGUCCAUGUGACAGACAAGUCAGCCAGUCAUGGCAAUCAUCAUGGUGGCUCAAACAAAGGGGGAGAGUCGUAUGCAGUGGAUACAAGCAAUAUUCUGUUUAUUUUAAGUGGUGCAUUUAUGGGCCUAGAAAAGACCAUUCAGGAUAGAGUGGCAAAAGGGUCCAUUGGUUUCAAUGCACGUAUCCAAACAGAAUCAGAUAAAGCAGAAAAAGGCAGUCAUGCUCUUCAUCAAGUAGAGCCUACAGAUUUGAUUCAAUAUGGACUCAUUGCUGAAUUUACAGGCAGAAUACCCAUUAUUGCGUCUGUGGACCAUUUAUCGACUGAAGAUCUUGUUCGUGUGUUGACUGAACCCAAAAAUUCGUUAUUAAAGCAGUACCAAGGCUUGUUUGAACUAAACAAGGCAAGUUCAUAUAUUCAAUUGAAAUUCAGCAAGACAGCUUUAAGAAGAAUUGCAGCCUUGGCCUUAGAGAAAGAGACAGGUGCAAGAGGAUUGCGUCGUAUUAUGGAAAGCUUGUUGCUUGAUGCUAUGUAUGAUACACCCUCAUCUUGGGUGAAGCAAGUAGUGAUCAAUAGUAAAGCCAUAUUUCAGAUAAAAUCAUAA
Gilbertella persicaria is the source of this 1482-nucleotide messenger RNA. Its product is annotated as P-loop containing nucleoside triphosphate hydrolase protein. Gene Ontology annotation, cellular component: mitochondrial matrix. The coding region runs from base 1 to 1482 and encodes 493 amino acids. Gene Ontology annotation, molecular function: ATP hydrolysis activity; ATP-dependent protein folding chaperone; ATP binding. The transcript has 9 exons. Lineage: Eukaryota; Fungi; Mucoromycota; Mucoromycetes; Mucorales; Choanephoraceae. The record is from RefSeq and is a predicted model, not a curated record. Gene Ontology annotation, biological process: protein folding; proteolysis; protein catabolic process.